ACGUGUAGGUGCCAUGAUCAUGUUCCUCCUCCUCCUCCUCCUCAUCUAUCGGAUACACUAGGAUUUCACAUCUACAUGCAACAGCCAUGCAAUAAAAGCAAAAAUCCUCCGUGCACUGCGGUCUUCCAGCUGCUUCACCACCCGGAGUAUUGAACACCACCAUGCAGGCGUCGGGCACCGGAACAGCUGAUACCAACGCCACUGUAAACGAUAGCAACAGCACUGCAGACGUCGACGACAGUGACGGGGCAGGGGAUAGGAUGGAGAAGACGAUGCCAAGUGAGCAGCAGGACAGGACCUGCUACCAACCGAGACAGCAGACGUCCACAACACCGUCCGGGGUGCUCGAUAAACUGUUUGGGAAACGGCUUCUACAGGCCCGACAAUACAUUAUGUCUCGAACGUCCUGGCUGAAGAUGGUGCCCACCAAAAACUGUGAUAUCUUGAUGACAUUCCCAGAUACGAUAGACGACCACACUCUGCUGUGGCUCCUGAAUCAGAUCCGUGUCGGAGUCCCACAAGUCAGCAUUCAGGUCCGGCAGCAUAAACACACCCAGGCACAUGCCUUCUUCAUCACAACGACAUUUGAGAACUUACUGCGAGGAGCAGAGCAGAUGAGCAUGCACAAGAUGGUCAAACCGCAGUAUGGCGGCGGGCUGCGGCGCUUUUCCUGUGAUGAGGACAACGUCUAUGAGAACAUAGAGAGCGAGCUCUGCUUUUUUACCUCACAGGAGCGUCAGAGCAUCAUUAAGUAUUGGCUGGACAACCUGCGAGCCAAGCAGGGGGAAGCGCUUCACAACAUCAGCUUUCUGGAGGGACAGCCGAUCAUUCCAGAGCUGGUAGCUCGUGGCGUGAUCCAUCAAAUAUUUCCUCUCCAUGAGCAGAGGAUCCUCAACCAGCUGAUGACAUCCUGGGUCCAGGCUGUGUGUGAAAGGCAGCCCCUGGAUGAUAUUUGUGACUACUUUGGAGUGAAGAUUGCCAUGUACUUUGCCUGGCUGGGUUUCUACACCAACUCGAUGCUUUACCCUGCUGUCAUCGGCUUCCUGCUCUGGAUAUUAGCAGAGGAUGACCAGACCAGUCAGGAUAUCUGCUGUGUGGUUUUUGCCCUUUUCAACGUUGUGUGGGCAACGUUGUUUCUGGAGCGCUGGAAGAGACGAGAAGCGGAGCUGGCCUACAGGUGGGGCACCCUGGACACCCCCACUGAGUCCUUGGAAGAGCCCAGGCCACAGUUCAGGGGUGUAAAGCGCUGCAGUCCUAUAACAGGCUGUGAGGAGUUCUACUACCCGCCAUGGAAGCGAGCUGUAUUCAGAUGGCUAGUCAGCCUGCCCGUCUGCCUCCUCUGCCUCUGUUUCGUCUUCCUCGCUAUGCUACUCUGCCUAGAACUGCAGGAAGUGGUGAUGGAGAUCCAGGAGCUACCAGGCAUUACAAGAUUCAUUCCUAAGAUACUUCUGGCCAUUACUGUAACCAUAUGUGAUGAAGUGUAUAAGAAAAUUGCCUGCUGGCUCAAUGACAUGGAGAACUAUAGACUUCAGAGUGCCUAUGAGAAUAAUCUCAUCAUCAAGAUGGUUUUUUUUGAAUUCAUCAAUUCUUACCUUAGCCUUUUCUACAUUGGAUUCUACCUCAAGGACAUGGAGCGACUGAAGGAGCUGUUCUCCUACUCCUCACAGAUGCUCGCUACUUUAUUGAUCUUCCGCCAGUUCCUACAGAAUAUCAAAGAGGUCCUCCAGCCUUAUCUCUAUGAGCAAAACAAGCUGGGUGUCUUCACCCCAAAGGUGCUAUGGGAGCUACUCCAAGCCAUUAUGUUCAAGUAUGGCCGCCUGGCUCUCGGAAAGGCCCAAGCCUCGAUGACUGCUUAUUCCUUACUGGGUCCCAGAGGGAUCCCAGUCAGUGCUAACCCGGAGCCAAAGAGAAGAGGAGAUCUGAAAGCCGGGUUCAGGCUGACAGAAGAAGAGUGGGACAUGAAUGACAGUGCUUUGAAGCAACGUAAAGUCAGUUUCACUGAGAAGGUCGACUACCAGGAUGUGGUGACAGAAAUGCAGGCGGGAGAUGACAGUUUUCUUGAGGAUAGUCCCACACUGAUAGAGGAAGGGAUGGAUGCAUCCAAUAUUUUUGACAGUGGUGAUGAGGACAGCGACUAUGAAUUGCAAACUCAACAGGAGACCAAGGAGAAUGCCGCUGUGUCCUCUCCAAAGGAAUCUAACUCUCUCUGUCAGAGACGAAAGAACAUAGCUGAGGGGAGAGAAGGCAAGAAGUCAUGGAUUGACCCGCCAGAAGAACUCAAAACUGUCACACUGACCCAGGCUGAGAUUGAGAGCUGUAUGCAGACAUAUGAGGACACUCUUCAGGACUACCAGGAGAUGUUCAUUCAGUUUGGCUACGUGGUGCUCUUCUCCUCUGCAUUUCCCCUGGCGGCUAUGUGUGCCCUUAUCAACAACAUUAUCGAGAUCCGUAGUGAUGCCCUGAAGCUCUGUACCGGCCUUCAGAGGCCCUUUGGGCAGAGGGUGGAGAACAUUGGACAGUGGCAGACUGCAAUGGAGGCCAUGGGCUUAAUAGCCAUUAUAGUUAACUGCUACCUGAUUGGUCAGUGUGGGCAGCUCCAGCGUCUGUUCCCCUGGUUGAGUCCUGAGAUGACCAUCAUCUCCAUUGUCUUACUGGAGCACUUUGCGAUCCUCCUUAAGUAUAUCAUCCAUGUUGCUAUCCCUGACAUCCCUGGCUGGGUAGCAGAAGAGAUGGCCAAGCUAGAGUACCGACGAAGGGAAGCUUUCAAGAAGCAUGAGCAGCAAGCGCAGCAACACUUCCAACAGCAGCUCAGACGCCGACGCGAAGAGGAGGAGCUUCAACGUCAGGCCGAGAUGCAGGCUGAGGCCCGUCAGGAAAGCGAGUACCACAAGGCAGACACCCAGCACCAGCAUCAUCACGACAAAGCGCCGGGGGGCAAGCCAGGGGACAAGCCCAAGAGACCCAGUUCUCUGCUGGGAAACAACAAUGUGAUGAAGCUAAAGCAAAUCAUCCCUCUCCAGGGGAAGUUCUCCUCCGGCACCUCACGCUCACCAGCCCAGUCCCCAACAGGAGGUGAGGCAAAGCUCCCUGGAUUUCUGAAAUUCUUGAAGUCACCUGAGGUUAAAAAAGAGCCAGCAGUUGCAGUUGGAGUAACUCUGGGGUCAACAGUGACCUCUUCAGUUCCCCCUAGUGGCCAGGAGAGGUCACAGUCCCCCAACAGGACAUUCAGUCCUGGGAAGCUGUUUAGUUUCAGCAAGUCAGAGGGUACUGUCGUGUGCACAAAUGGGAUACAACAACUGACCCAGGCUGCUAAUGCUCAGCCCAACAGGUCGGACUUAAACACAACCACAGAGGAAUUACCCUCUAAUGAGUCAGAUAAAGGAGAAUUAAGACAAUUGACUGAUUUAGAAAAUUCAAGCUCAAAGAGUUAACCGUUCAACCGUGCCAGUGUAAUAUCAUGAAUGGAGAGCAAAUGUUCACAGCUUUGCACCUGUACUCUAGGAGAACACUUUACUCCCAAGGACCACAUGUUGUGUUGUAGUUUCACUCCUGAUUCAACUCACAUCACACAAUUACACUGUAUGUAACACUUGAUUAUCUUGCUUCUGUGUAAAAAAAUGUACAGUACAUGUAACUGUGAAUGGAGCUUCGGUAACCUUAAGGGUAAAUCAUGAUUGCCUGGUUUUCAGCAGCACCAGAACAGAUUAUGUCGAUGUGAAGGAUCUUAAAAAAAAACAAAAAACAAAAAAGACCUGACCUUCAACAAACCCUUUUGUCAAAAGAUGUGAACAGCAGCUUCCCAUUCCAGGUUUGUUUCUCAUCCUGAUUCCUCUAUUGAAUGCAUGUUGCAUCAUGUGCAUGCAUUACACAUCCAGCAUGUUUCAGUUGUGAAGCACUUUCAAAGCCAUUGUAUUCCUCUGCAAUAGGUCAGAUUAUAUUCACUGUGACCGUGAAAAAUAUUCUAUUUUUCCUAACUUUGAUUUUCUAUGAAUUAUUUUAUUACAUAAAUCAGUGAAUGUACUUCUGAUGCAAAUAAAUCUCACUUGAAUAAACAUCCAUCAACACAGAACACAUUGGCUGAUUUUGUUAACAGCUGAUAAAGGUCAAGGAAUGAUUGUUGCUGGAUUGAUUUGUUUGCUGGAAAUAUGUAUGUAAACUCACUUUCUAAGGCAAUUGUAACACACACACACACAUAUAGAAACACUCACGUGUUAAUUAUAUUUUUGCCAGAAAACCAUUUUCAAUUGAAUUUCUUGCUGUAUCAACAACUGGUACAUGGACCAAGAGC
Molecule: messenger RNA, 4288 nt
Organism: Monopterus albus (swamp eel)
Lineage: Eukaryota; Metazoa; Chordata; Actinopteri; Synbranchiformes; Synbranchidae
Gene: ano8a
Product: anoctamin 8a
Exons: 18
Coding region: 162-3431 (1089 amino acids)
Biological process (GO): chloride transmembrane transport
Cellular component (GO): plasma membrane
Molecular function (GO): chloride channel activity
Source: RefSeq, a predicted model, not a curated record